Molecule: messenger RNA, 918 nt
Organism: Castor canadensis (American beaver)
Lineage: Eukaryota; Metazoa; Chordata; Mammalia; Rodentia; Castoridae
Source: RefSeq, a predicted model, not a curated record
AUGAAGUCACAGAAUUUAACAGGCGUCAUGGAAUUCCAACUUGUGGGACUCUCAGAUGAUUCAGAACUACAGCUUCUCUUCUUUGGGCUAUUUUUGAUAAUAUAUGUGGUCACAGUACUUGGGAAUCUGCUCAUUAUUUUGGCUGUCAGCUCAGCCUCACACCACCAGACCUCCAUGUACUUCUUUCUUUCUAACCUGUCUUUAGCUGACAUUGGCUUCAGUAAUACUACAAUUCCCAAAAUGCUGGUGAACAUCCAGACACACAGCAAAUCCAUCACCUAUGUAGGCUGUUUUACUCAAGUGUCCUUUUUUUUCCUUUUUGGAUGUUUGGACUCUCUACUGUUGUCUGUAAUGGCCAUUUGUCAGCCUUUACACUACCCCAUCAUCAUGAGCCCCUGCAUGUGUGGCUUGUUAAUACUGAUAUCAUUUUCCAUUAGUGUUCUGGAUUCCCUAGUACACUGCUUGAUGGUAUCACAACUUACAUUCUGUAUAGAUAUAGUAAUCCGUAAUUUCUUCUGUGAUCCUCCUCAACUCCUUAAGAUUUCCUGUGAUUAUAUCUCUACAUAUAACAUAUUAAUCUAUGUUAUUGGUGCUAUCUUUGGAGGUGUUCCAGUCUCAGGGAUUCAUUAUUCUUAUAUAAGAAUUAUUUCCUCUAUUGUGAGAGUUCCAUUGAUUAGUGGGAAAUACAAAGCCUUCCCCACCUGUGGCUCUCACCUUUUACUUGUGAGUGUAUUUUAUGGCACAGCCUUUGGCGCAUACUUCAGUUCCAUUGUUUCACAUAACCCUGGGAAGGUUAUGGUGGCCUCAGUGAUGUAUACCAUGGUCACACCCAUGCUGAACCCCUUUGUCUACAGUUUGAGGAACAGGGACCUCAAGAAGGCCCUAUGGAGGGUGUUCAGUAAAACAUUUAUAUGCUAG